AUGGGUGAAUCUACACCACCCAGUGACAGCGAGUUUACGAUCUGCUGGGUCUGUACGCUUUUGAAAGAAUACAUUGCUUCGCGCCAAGUUCUGGACGACAUCUACGAUGAAACCACUCCCGCGUCCAAGGGAAUUUGUAACUACUACACACUAGGACGUAUCGGAGGCCACAAAGUCGUGAUCUGCUGCUGCUUGCCUGCCGAUCAGUCCGCAAUGGUAUCUGUUCCCAGAGUGAUGGAAUACAUGCAGAAAAGAUUUACCUCCAUGCGUUUCGUUUUCAAUGUCGGUAUUGCCGGUGGCGCACCAAGUUCAAAGUAUGAUGUGCGCCUCGGAGAUGUGAUCAUUGGAACUCGGGUAGUUCAGCAUCGCUUCAGAAAGGGAACAUCUGAUGGAUACAUAUUUGCUGGACAUUCGCUGUCCCCUCCGCGUGCUCUUCUUCAUGCAGUAACUGCGCUGAAGACGCGUCUUUUCUAUGGGCUUGACCUUAGUGAAAGCUUUGAGAAUGCCUAUACUAGGUCCCCGACCAUCGAAGCGACAUUCAGGCGUCCCGAAGCACGAACGGACCGUCUCUACAAAUCUCAGUUUGUCCACACUAAUGGAUGCGAUUGCCUCAAGGAGUGCCCUCGGCAGUCAUCUGAGAUAAUAGAACGACAAGCCCGGCAAGACCAUCGAAUCGAGGUUCACGAUGGAGUGAUCGCAUUGGUAGAAAAGGACAUCAAAGAUGCUGUUGCAAGGGAUCAACUCACGAGCGAGCUAGAUGCACUGUGCUUCGAUAGGGAAACAUCAGAACUAUGUGAUUCUGUCAGUUGUAUUCCUAUUCGCGGUAUCUGUAGUUAUUCCGAUUCGCACGGUAACGAACAGUGGAAUGGCUACGCCGCCGCCGCUGCCGCCGUUUGCGCCAGGGAGUUACUCCUGACCAUCCCCCCGGUUCAGUUGACGAGCAUGGAGUCAGUGAAUGAACCAGAGCAAUGGGCAUUUAACUUCCCUGAUUUCACACAGUUGCUUGAAAAGGUUCCCUCUAGAAUAGCGACGACCAUGCACAGUGCCCUUAUCGGUAUCUGCGUCUUACUGGCAAUCUUUGGGCAAUUGAUCUGGUCCUUCUAUGUCUGGAUGUUAUCAGUGGCAGCGGACAUUCGUUCGCCCGCCUUUAACCCUCCAGUGAAAGCAGCUCAGCUCGUGGAGGGUCAUACGCAAAAGCUCGAGGGCGCACCCAUACAUAUCAAUAUCUAUGUCGACCAGCAAGCCGUGUCUCACGCACGAAGGCAAAGCGAAGCGAACUGGAUAGAUUCUCCACAUCAGUGUCCAACGGAGUUUUCUAAGGUCCAGUGGAACGGCGCUGGGAGAGACAAGGUGUCUGGCAGUACCGCAGAACUUCUACAAGGGGUCCGAGCCCUGAUCGGCAAAGAGAUCAGCAGAAACAUCUCGAUCAGUAUCCCACACGAUAUUGGCGAUCCACUUUCGCCUAUCGACUCAAGCUGCGACCCACUUGAGAGGGUACCGAUUGAGAGGACGGAGUCUGUAUCGAGUGCAUCCAAGCCUCCGGUACCCCCACGUUCCAAGAAACCACGCGGCUACAUCUCGAGACGUAACACACAGAUUCCAGUUCCCAAUUCCAUGGCGAAGAGGAACAAACUUUCUGCUGAAAAUGAAAAUCAUAAAUUGUCCGAGUCUGGUGAGGAAGUUCCAGAAAUUGUGGCUCUAAUCAAUGAAUUUCGAGGACGGGCGUCCGUAUGA
Aspergillus oryzae RIB40 is the source of this 1734-nucleotide messenger RNA. RefSeq lists its product as uncharacterized. The transcript has a single exon. Bases 1 to 1734 code for a protein of 577 amino acids. Gene Ontology annotation, molecular function: catalytic activity. Lineage: Eukaryota; Fungi; Ascomycota; Eurotiomycetes; Eurotiales; Aspergillaceae. The record is from RefSeq and is a predicted model, not a curated record. Gene Ontology annotation, biological process: nucleoside metabolic process.